Phacochoerus africanus (Common warthog) is the source of this 2221-nucleotide messenger RNA. It is a transcript of the gene HORMAD1, whose product is annotated as HORMA domain containing 1. The transcript is spliced from 15 exons. Lineage: Eukaryota; Metazoa; Chordata; Mammalia; Artiodactyla; Suidae. Bases 446 to 1630 code for a protein of 394 amino acids. The record is from RefSeq and is a predicted model, not a curated record.
CGCUGUCCCCACGAACAUAGCACAGCAGAAACAUCUAAGUAGGAGACUGCUAGAGCAGCCGGUUUUUUGAAAACAUAGGAGGCUGUAAGCUUGGGAAUGCAACAUAUGGUAGAUCCAAUAACAGAAUCAAAAAUUAGAAAACAAUCAGAAAUUAAUUAAAUGGUGAUUAAGAAUGCUUUGGUCCCUAUAGGAAGGCUACAUACAUACUGGGAAGGCAUGUGGCUUUUCUACGCCAGAAGCCGCUUUCAGGCUCUCGGGUUUCCCAGAGCCCCUUGCGCGGCUCUUGGCGGGGAAACGUGACCUGGCCCCAGGGGUCAAAGGGCUACUGUCGCUCCUCCACAGGCAACGGUUGAUGGAAGGAGCAUGCGCAUUAGGCAAAGCAGUUCUCCUGGUCGCCGCCGGGGGACCCUCAGGCGUUAGGUUGAAUUAAAGAAAAUAUCAGAAGAUGGCCACUGCACAAUUGCAGAGAACAUCCAUGAGUGCUUUGGUAUUUCCCAAUAAGAUAUCAACUGAGCAGCAGUCUUUAGUGUUAGUGAAGAGGCUCCUAGCAGUUUCAGUAUCCUGCAUCACGUAUUUGCGAGGAAUAUUUCCAGAAUGUGCUUAUGGAACAAGAUACCUAGACGAUCUUUGUGUCAAAAUUCUGAGAGAAGAUAAAAAUUGUCCAGGAUCCACACAGUUAGUGAAGUGGAUGCUAGGAUGCUAUGAUGCUUUACAGAAAAAAUAUCUAAGGAUGGUUGUUCUAGCUGUAUACACCAAUCCAGAAGACCCUCAGACAAUUUCAGAAUGUUACCAAUUUAAAUUCAAGUACACCAGUAAUGGACCCAUCAUGGACUUCAUAAGUAAAAACCAAAGCAGUGAAUCUAGUAUGUCAUCUGCUGACACAAAGAAAGCAAGUAUUCUCCUCAUUCGCAAGAUUUAUAUUCUAAUGCAAAAUCUGGGACCUUUACCUAAUGAUGUUUGUUUGACCAUGAAACUUUUUUACUACGAUGAAGUUACACCCCCAGAUUACCAGCCUCCUGGUUUUAAGGAUGGAGAUUGUGAAGGAGUAAUAUUUGAAGGGGAGCCUAUGUACCUAAAUGUGGGAGAAGUCCCAACACCUUUUCACACUUUCAAAGUAAAAGUGACCACUGAGAAAGAACGAAUGGAAAAUAUUGAUUCAGGUAUAUUAUCACCAAAACAAAUAAAAACACCACUGCAAAAAAUUCUCAUGGACAAAGAUGAUUUAGAAGAUGAACAGGAGCAUUAUAUAAAUGAUGAUUUUGACAUUGAAACUAAAAUGGAAGAGCAGAAAAAAAAACUUGGAUCUUCUGAACUUGGAGAGCCAAAUUUAGUUUGUGAGGAAGAUGAAAUUAUGAGGUCUAAAGAAAGUCCAGAGCUUUCAAUUUCUCAUUCUCAGGUUGAGCAGUUAGUCAGUAAAACAUCUGAGCUUGAUGUGUCUGAAAGCAAAACCAGAAGUGGAAAAAUCUUUCAGAAUAAAAUGGCUAAUGGAAAUCAACAAAUAAAAUCUAAGGAAAGUCGGAAGAGAAGUCAGCUUGAAUCUGGGAAAACAGUUCUUCAUCACUUUGAUUCUUCUAGUCAAGAUUCAGUGCCAAAAAGAAGAAAGUUUAGUGAACCAAAGGAACAUAUAUAAAAAAAAUGAUUUUCUUCAUGUUUGCAAAGUUCUUCACAACAUUUAAAUGAAAGGACACUAUAUUACUAUUUUAAGGUGUGUUUGCCCUACCGCUGAAAACUUAUAGGUAGUCUUAAGCAGUUAGUACACUGAAAUGAAUUCUUAGCUAUCAUAUGAUGAUCUUUAAUCUUAUCUGAGACAAAUUCAAGAGAACUUUUGAGUAAGAACAAAAAUAACCAGUGUUUUAAUUUAUUCUGUUAAUUAUCUACUCAAUUUGAUCUAUAUUCCAUUUGGUGGACAUUUCCUUUAAACUUAUAUUAACUUUUAAGGCCCUCUUAAGCCAUUUUUUGAAGUAAAUAAUGUUUAUUUUGGUAUUAAAUUUUGAUAGGAAUUCAUUUUUUACUUAUGUUAAAACCAUAUAAUUUAACUGCCUGUGUUUGUCAUUAUGUUGUUAAAACAAUGUUAUUCAGUACUUUGAUAUAGUGUAUUAACAUAAUAAUAUAUAAUGUGCAAUUAAAAAUUGGUGCUUACUUUUUUUUAGCAUUUUUACAAGACAAAAAAGGCUAAAAGUCUGACAUUUUGGGUAGCAUAAAUAAAACAUUGUUCAGCAUC